AUGGAGGCGCGGGCGCGGGCGGAGACGGAUGCCAUCAUAUCUGCGGCCCCCGACCUCGUAAUUCAGUGCUGCCUGCCGCUGACGCUGCGCGAGACUCUGGCGCUGGCGCACCUCUGCAGCGAGGGGCGGCUGGAGCUGGGGCAGGCGGCGCGCGGCGCCCUGGUGGACGCGCUGGCGCAGGCGAACCUCAGCCAACACAUGCCCAGCCAGGCAGCCGCCUGCGCGGCGCUCGCGGCCGGCGCCGUGUUGCUGGCCGACCCCACGCUCGGCGCCUGGGGCGCGACGCUGCUGCAGGGCGCCGGCAGCAGCGGCGUGCUCGCGCAGGCAGAGCGCGCGGCAGAGCGGCGGGCAGCUGCGGCCGCGGCGGCCGCGGGCGCGGGAGCCACGGCGGGCGGUGACGAGGAAAUGCGGGACGCCGCGCAGCCGGCCUCGCCGGCUGCGAAAGCGGUGCCGCAGCCCGCGCGAGAUCGGCGCGCCGAAUCCGGGCCCCCGUCUCCGUCACCGCAGGCGCCGCCGCCGCCGCAGCAGCAGCACCGCCCGUGGGUGGAGCAAGCUCGCCUCGCCGCCGCCGGCCCCGCCGGCCCCGGCGGCCCCAGCGGCCCCAGCGGCCCCGGCGCGGCGGCGCGCGCGCUGGCGGACGACCUGUCCGACCUGUCCGCGUCGGUCCUGAGGCGCGUCGUGUCGUGGUUCCAGGGCGCGCCCCCGCACCGGGAGAGCGCAGAGGCCUCGGCGCGGCGGCUGCGGCGGCAGUCGCUGGCGCUCUCGCUGACCUGGCGCUGCCGGGGCCCGACGAGUGGCCCGCGCUGA
Messenger RNA from Monoraphidium neglectum, 807 nucleotides. RefSeq lists its product as hypothetical. The record is from RefSeq and is a predicted model, not a curated record. NCBI's taxonomy places the organism in Eukaryota, Viridiplantae, Chlorophyta, Chlorophyceae, Sphaeropleales, Selenastraceae. Bases 1 to 807 code for a protein of 268 amino acids. The transcript has 4 exons.